This is a messenger RNA of Medioppia subpectinata, 1607 nucleotides long. NCBI's taxonomy places the organism in Eukaryota, Metazoa, Arthropoda, Arachnida, Sarcoptiformes, Oppiidae. The record is from the annotation of a GenBank genome assembly.
AUGGUUGAAAGAAUGUCAAAAAUAUGUGAUGUUUGCGGUGACAAAGGACAAGCGAGAAACUUUGGUGUCAUAACGUGUUCCUCGUGUAAGACAUUCUUCUGGAGAUAUGGGCUUAAAACCGAGUCAUGGAUUUGUCCCUCGGAUGGCAAAUGCAAUAUAAAUGUAAUGACGAGACGGAUGUGUCGUAAAUGCAGGCUUGAAAAGUGUUUCGCUGUGGGCAUGAAAAAGACAAUCAGUGAUUAUAAUGGUAUCAAUCAAUUGGAGUCCAAACGCAUAGAAGAACUACUGAACGCUUCGGUUAUAUUUAAUUAUCCAUUGGAUAGCAAUGCGAGUAUACAUAAGAUUAAGGCUUACGACGAUAUUUUUAAUAAUAUCUGUGCCGACGAUAAGUAUGCGCUUAUGAAACACGGGGGCAGAGAUGUGGCGCUAAUCCGUUGUCUAAAGUAUUAUAAUAAAGAGAUCGAGUCUUUCAUAACACCGACACAAAUAACUACUAUACUCGAACAACAACUUGAGAUUAACAUUGCAUUUAUAGCCCGAAACUUUGGUGCCAUGACUUGUGAGAGCUGUAAGUCGUUCUUCAGGAGGAAUGGACUUAAAAAUGAGAUAUCUAAUUGUCUCUCAAAUGGCAAAUGUAUUAUAAAUGUAAUGACGAGAAGACUAUGUAUUAAAUGCAGGCUUGAAAAGUGUUUGGCUGUUGGCAUGAAAUCGGAAUUAAUACGAAGUGAUGAACAAAACAAAUGUCGCAAAGAAUUGAUUAAAGAAAACAAAUCAAAACAUAAACCGAGAGAUGAAUCCCAGAAUUGUGUUAAUUUCUCACCAAAUUAUUCACAAAAUGAUUCAAUAAUUAGCGACACAACUAUUGAUGAGGACUUUAUGAAAGUGGAGUUCAAUUCAUUUGAAAAUAACAAAAAUAAAACUUCUGUUUGGGAUAAUCGACGGCAAGAAUUGCCAGUAAUUCCCGUAUUUAAGACAAUCAGUGAUUAUAAUGGUAUCAAUCAAUUGGAGUCCAAACGCAUAUCUGAACUACUGAUCGCUUCCAACACUAUAUUUAAACAUCCGCUACAAAGCAAUGCAAUUAUACAUAAAAUUAAGAAUUGGGAUGAAUUUGCGGACAAGUUCAAAGAUUAUAACGAAUUAUUUAUUAGAUUAAUAAUUCAAUUCACAAAAAGUCUGAACGGUUUCAACAAUAUCUGUGCCGACGAUAAGUAUGCGCUCAUGAAAUGUGGGGUCAGAGAUCUGACAGUAAUCCGAGCUGAUAGCAAUCGCAUUAUUUAACCCAAAUCGGCCUAAUUUAUUGCAUAGAAAUAGUGUCAGACUCGAACAACAACUGUAUAUAUAUUUACUGCAAAGAUAUCUACUAUUAAAAUAUCGCUCGGAAUCGGAAUCACAAACAAAAGUACAGCAAAUAAUGAAUUCAUUACAAGACGUCAAUACUUUAAAUCAAGUUCAAACCAAAAGUUUUGAAUAUGAUAUGUAUUUAAAACAUUUUGGGCCACUUAUGAGGGAAAUAUGUUCACCAUAAUAAAACUACUAAAACUACUUUUAAUAGAUUUUGCUAUUUUGUUAAUAUAGAAUUUAUUUCUUAUUCAUUUGCUAUAUACAAA